This is a messenger RNA of Rhagoletis pomonella (apple maggot), 1764 nucleotides long. Its product is annotated as GTP-binding protein Di-Ras2. The transcript has 6 exons. The record is from RefSeq and is a predicted model, not a curated record. Bases 776 to 1540 code for a protein of 254 amino acids. Gene Ontology annotation, molecular function: GTP binding; GTPase activity; GDP binding. Gene Ontology annotation, cellular component: plasma membrane. Gene Ontology annotation, biological process: signal transduction. Lineage: Eukaryota; Metazoa; Arthropoda; Insecta; Diptera; Tephritidae.
CAAACAGAGAAUGCAAUUUUUUGCUUUCUCUUCUCGUUUCGUGCGCGUUUCGUGUGUGUUGUACUUUUCCUCAUCGUCGUAGUUGUCGUCGUUGUUGAAAUUAAUAAUCUAUUGUUUUAACUUCUAUUUUAACGAAAAUUAAUAUCAAAACAACGAAUUUUUUUCUUCCUUGUAAUUUGCCGACAACAUAAAAGCGUUUAAUUUGUGGAAAUGUGGCCCAAACGAAUAGCGAACAACGAAUUUUUCGCCGUGUGUCGGUUAUGAGUCGCGGAACAAACGAACAAAUCGACAAAUCAAAAAAAUUAUCGAGAUAACUUUUAGGCGUAUAAAAACGCGAACGGUAAUCCUCAAGUUGCUAACAAGUUAAGUGGCGUAGUGAAUUAGUGUGACGAACGAGCACAAAGGAAGCGCACGCCAGUUGCACAUAAUGCAUUAUACAUAUAUAGAAAAUGUGUGUCCAAAUAUGGCAAGUAAAAUAAGAUAUAAUUCGAUGUAACGCCUAUAAAGCCUAAAAGUAUACACAAUAAAACAAAAGAUUAUUUUUAAAAGUUGCAAAGCGAAUAAGAUUCUUAUGUAAAAAAGGCAUUCAAUAUAAAAGCGAAAAAAGCAAGCAAACGAGGGCCAUAGCUGCCUUUUUCGCACAAAGGCGCCCAAACUUAUUGCAGAGCAAUAACGCCUUAACGCCUUCACCACCUUUGACGGCCAGUGAUAUCCUCAACAACAUCGACAUAACUGAAUUGCAACGAAGUGAACUUAUCUUCAGUAAGCUGUCACGAUGGCCGAUAAAGCGGAUAAAGCGGAUAAAACUGAUAAAGCAGAUAAAGGAGAUAAAGGAAAGGAAGCCCCCAAAAAUACGGAACAAAAGAACCAAGUCACCCGUGCCAUGCCCGAACAGAGCAACGACUAUCGUGUUGUUGUGUUUGGUGCCGGUGGUGUGGGUAAAAGCUCCCUGGUCUUACGUUUUAUUAGGGGAACCUUCCGCGAAACUUACAUACCAACGAUUGAAGACACCUAUCGACAGGUUAUAAGCUGCAACAAAAACAUUUGCACUCUGCAAAUAACCGACACAACAGGCUCACACCAAUUUCCGGCUAUGCAAAGACUGUCCAUAACCAAGGGUCAUGCGUUUAUACUGGUCUACUCUGUUUGUUCGAAGCAAAGUUUAGAGGAGCUGCGACCCAUUUGGCAAAACAUUAAGGAUCUUAAGGGUCCGGACGUUGUCAACAUACCAGUCAUGUUGGCGGGCAACAAGAGCGAUGAAAGUGCCGAGCUGCGUGAGGUAUCAGAAGCUGAGGGGCAAGCACAGGCAACCACCUGGGGCAUAUCGUUCAUGGAGACAUCGGCCAAAACCAAUCACAACGUCACCGAAUUAUUUCAGGAGCUGCUCAACAUGGAGAAAUCGCGCGUUGUGUCACUGCAGUUAGAUGUUAAAAAGCAAAAGAAACAGAAGAAGGAGAAGAAAGGCAAAGAAAGUAACGGUGCCAUACCGGAAAACGGCGAUGGUGCAGCCGGUGCCAAGGAAAAAUGUCAACUUAUGUAAGAGUAGCCGGGAGGCAGGCGGGUACUAGUUAGAGGUAGCAAGAUGCAGGGGAUGUGGUGAAAAUGGUGUUAGAGUUAGUGAAUGAAGGGCCGCCAGUGAAGCCAUGCUCCUACACGAAAUCCCCCAAAGUAGUACAACAAAAAUGCCACUACACACACACACACAUAGUUAAGCAAAGUAAAAGCGUGUGACGAUGCUGUGAAGGAGUGUGGCUUGGUUAGGUU